Gamsiella multidivaricata is the source of this 1203-nucleotide messenger RNA. RefSeq names its product lipid binding protein. Bases 1 to 1203 code for a protein of 400 amino acids. NCBI's taxonomy places the organism in Eukaryota, Fungi, Mortierellomycota, Mortierellomycetes, Mortierellales, Mortierellaceae. The record is from RefSeq and is a predicted model, not a curated record. The transcript has 6 exons. Gene Ontology annotation, molecular function: phosphatidylinositol binding.
AUGGAGAUUACGGUCACGGAUGCGCACAGAGAGAAGGAGGGCUCGGCAGACAGCUACAUCUCUUAUCAAAUUAACACCAAGACCAAUAUGCCUGGUUUCUCUGCAGCGAGCGUAUCAGUCCGUCGCCGAUUUCAGGACUUUGUUUGGUUUCACGAUGCCUUGAGCAGAGAACACCCUGAAGCAGUACUUCCUUCCUUGCCAGACAAGCAUCGCCUGCGCGGUUAUGUUCGUGGCGAUCGUUUCAGUCAAGAGUUCGUGGAAAAACGACGAGCGAGUCUGGAACGCUUCAUGAAAAAGAUUGCAGUCCACCCAACCUUGCAGGCAUCAAAAAAUACCCGUAUUUUCUUGGACUCAAGAGAUUGGAAUUCAGACCUAGCGCAACAGAAGAAGCAGACGGACGAUGCUCGUUUGGAUAACAUCACUGAUGUGCUAAUGAAUGCAUUCAAAAUGGUGAAAAAGCCUGAGGAGCGGUUCGUUAUCAUGAAGGACGAAGUCGACAAGCUGGAGGAGAAUCUUCAGGGCCUGGAGAAACUCGAACAGAGGAUUUUGAAGCGACAGGAAGAACUUGAGGCGGAUUAUCGAGAGUUUGGAGGCGCUGUUGCAGGCCUUGGAGCUCUAGAGACAGGCAUCACAGAGCCAUUGCAUCGGUUUGCUCAUACUGUGGCAAGCUUUGCUACGAUCCUGAACAAUCUGUCAUCGAGAGAGGACGCCGAAUUCUUGUCAGAGCUUCACGAGUGUCUAGCUUAUUGCAACAGCGUCAAGAACGUUCUCAGGCAGAGGGACCAAAAGCAGUUGGAUUUCGAAGACCUCUCCGACAAGUUGCAACAGAAGCAUGCGGAGAGGGAUCGCUUGAUGAGUAAUGGUCGGCUCGGAGGAUCCGCUACCAUUGGAGGAUUUUUUCAACAGAAGAUGAGUGAGCUCAAAGGAGUGGACCAGGAGCGUGCCAAGCAAGACAAGAUCAAGCGUGUGGAGGAAGACAUCAAGCAGCUUGGAAAUCUAGUGGAUACCCAUCUUAAUGAAUCCACUCAGUUUUCAGAGGCGACAGCGAAAGAGUACGAGAUCUUUCAACUUCAAAAGGCAAAGGACCUGCGCCAGUGCCUGUUGGAUUACAGUGCAGGCAGGGUCGAGUUUUUCGAGAAGGGUGAGGCCUUAUGGGGGCAAAUCAUUCCCGCUUUGGAGGCGAUCCAAGUCGACGACGAUUAA